UGUUGCAAAAAAGAAAAAAAAAGCUUUUCCUUUCUUUCUUCUCCCCCGUUCUCCCUCCUCUCAAACCCCCCCUUUUUUUUUUCUUCCCUUUUUGUCACACAAGCAGGGUAAGGAAUGGAGGGAUCGGGGCGUGGUGGGACCAGUGUGGAAAUGUUCUUACGCAACUAUAAGCUCGGGAAAACACUUGGUAUCGGUUCAUUUGGCAAGGUGAAAAUUGCAGAACAUACAUUGACAGGACACAAAGUUGCUAUAAAGAUCCUCAACCGCAGGAAGAUCAAAAACAUGGAAAUGGAAGAAAAAGUUAGAAGAGAGAUUAAGAUAUUGAGAUUGUUUAUGCAUCCACAUAUUAUCCGCCUGUAUGAGGUUGUAGAGACACCAUCAGAUAUUUAUGUUGUCAUGGAGUAUGUGAAGUCCGGUGAGCUUUUUGAUUACAUUGUGGAGAAGGGAAGGUUGCACGAGGAUGAAGCCCGCAACUUUUUUCAGCAGAUCAUUUCUGGUGUGGAGUAUUGCCACAGGAAUAUGGUUGCACACAGAGAUCUUAAACCCGAGAAUCUGUUGUUGGAUGCCAAAUGUAAUGUCAAAAUUGCAGAUUUCGGUUUAAGUAAUAUCAUGCGUGACGGUCACUUCCUGAAAACAAGUUGUGGGAGUCCAAAUUAUGCAGCUCCAGAGGUUAUAUCUGGGAAACUGUACGCUGGACCCGAGGUAGAUGUUUGGAGCUGUGGUGUUAUCUUGUAUGCUCUUCUGUGUGGGACCCUUCCUUUUGAUGAUGAAAAUAUUCCUAACCUUUUUAAGAAAAUUAAGGGUGGAAUAUACACCCUUCCCAGCCAUUUAUCACCGGGUGCCAGAGAUCUGAUCCCACGGUUGCUUGUGGUCGACCCAAUGAAGCGUAUGACUAUACCAGAGAUUCGUGGGCAUCCAUGGUUCCAAGCUCAUUUGCCACGCUACUUAGCUGUUCCUCCACCAGAUUCUAUGCAACAAGUGAAAAAGACUGAUGAGGAUAUUCUCACAGAGGUGAUUAAGAUGGGGUUUGAUAGGGAUGGGCUUAUUGAAUCGCUCCGUAACCGAGUGCAAAAUGAGGGUACUGUUGCAUAUUAUUUGCUACUGGACAAUAGGUUUCGCAACUCAAACAGUUAUCUUGGAGCUGAAUUCCAAAAGCCUAUGGAAGGAUACAACCGUAUCACUUCAAACGACCCUGCCACAUCAGUUUUAGUACAACACUCAACUGGUUAUAUGGAUUAUCAUGGAACAAAUAUGAGAAACCAAGUCGAUAGGAAAUGGGCUCUUGGGCUUCAGUCCCGGGCCCAUCCUCGUGAGAUAAUGACAGAAGUUCUCAAAGCUCUGCAAGAAUUGAAUGUAUGCUGGAAGAAGAUAGGGCAUUACAACAUGAAAUGUAGAUGGAACCCUGGCCAUCAUGAAGGCACAAUUAACAACGGCAUGCAGAGUAGUAGUUACUUUGAAGAGGAAUCAACCAUAGUAGAUGCCGACAGCACCUAUAGCUUACCCAAUGUUGUCAAGUUUGAAGUCCAGCUUUAUAAAACCCGUGAGGAAAAGUAUCUGCUUGAUCUACAGAGGGUAAAUGGACCCCAAUUUCUGUUUUUGGAACUUUGUGCUGCAUUUCUUGCUCAGCUUCGGGUUCUCUAGAGUUGGCCAGAAAUGAAGUCAGGCUCCUUUUUUUUGGAAAAUACCUCAUGUGAAGAAAAGCUAGGCUGUAUAUAAAAGCCUCAAAUUUAGGAUUAUAUGUUAUAAUCUAUUUAUAGGCAAGUCUUCUGAGCCGAUCUUUUUUUGCAACUCUUUAGGAGUAUGGGCUUGCGCCUCCGUUUUUAACUUGGUAACUUUGUUAGCUGUCUUCUUUUAUAACCAUAAUUUGUUUUGGUUUAUAAUAAGAGUAGUAUGUAAAAACCUACUCAUGGAUUUGCUUCAUAGAUGUGUGAGUUGAUGGAAUUUAUAAAUUCACCUAUGUAAAAAUGUCAUUUCUCACUACAUAUCAUUAGUGUCACUGAUUGGUGGCCCAAUAUUUCACA
Messenger RNA from Erigeron canadensis, 2021 nucleotides. Its product is annotated as SNF1-related protein kinase catalytic subunit alpha KIN10. Bases 115 to 1641 code for a protein of 508 amino acids. The transcript has 11 exons. Lineage: Eukaryota; Viridiplantae; Streptophyta; Magnoliopsida; Asterales; Asteraceae. Gene Ontology annotation, molecular function: ATP binding; protein serine/threonine kinase activity. The record is from RefSeq and is a predicted model, not a curated record. Gene Ontology annotation, biological process: protein phosphorylation; intracellular signal transduction.